Messenger RNA from Rhineura floridana, 5162 nucleotides. It is a transcript of the gene MLLT10, whose product is annotated as MLLT10 histone lysine methyltransferase DOT1L cofactor. The transcript is spliced from 21 exons. NCBI's taxonomy places the organism in Eukaryota, Metazoa, Chordata, Lepidosauria, Squamata, Rhineuridae. Gene Ontology annotation, cellular component: nucleus. The record is from RefSeq and is a predicted model, not a curated record. Gene Ontology annotation, molecular function: nucleosome binding; histone binding. Gene Ontology annotation, biological process: regulation of transcription by RNA polymerase II. Bases 562 to 3756 code for a protein of 1064 amino acids.
CCAUUAAAAACGGUAGAGGAGAGUGAGUGGGCAGCGCGCGACAGAGAACUCCGCGACAGCUCGCGUUCUACUGUCGGCCCAUGAUCCACCGCGGGGGGAAGGAGGAGGAAAGGGAGAGAGAAGAGGCUGCCGCGUCUUGGGGCCUUCGAUGAGGAAGGCUUGCAGUGCGCCUGCGUGCAGCAGGCCCCUGCUCUGUUGCUUUUCGCGUUGCUGUCUCCUUCAGCGUGUGGCCUGCAGGACUGUUGCCGCUGCCAAUAAUCAUAAUACCAUCUCUUCUGCUUGAGCUCAAAAGACUGACUGGUACCUGCCCGCCCUAGCCGGCGCUCAGUGAGGAGCUUGGAAGAAACCCCUUUUUUGUUGCUCUCCUACUGCUGCCGCCGCCGCCACCAGCGGCCAUGGGUCCCACGUCCCUGCUAUGGAGGCGGUACUGGCGGCGGCGGUGGCUGAGCGACUGAAGGCGGAGUGCUGUGGGGGAAAAAACAGGAGGAGAAGGAGAAGGCGGCGGCGGCAGAAGAGGGGAUCUCUGUGUGGUGUCGUGCUGACGGUGUUUUUAACCCUUAGAUGGUCUCUAGCGAGCCGUUCUUGCUGCCUGUGUCACUGGAGGGCGAGUUCUCCAAUAGUAUGAAGGAGAUGAUCGGCGGCUGCUGCGUUUGCUCCGACGAGAGGGGCUGGGCCGAAAAUCCUCUGGUUUACUGCGACGGGCAUGGCUGCAAUGUCGCAGUGCAUCAAGCAUGCUAUGGAAUUGUACAAGUACCCACUGGACCUUGGUUUUGUAGAAAAUGUGAAUCUCAGGAAAGAGCAGCUAGAGUGAGAUGCGAGUUAUGUCCUCACAAGGAUGGUGCUUUGAAGAGGACUGAUAAUGGAGGUUGGGCUCAUGUGGUUUGUGCUCUGUACAUUCCCGAGGUGCAAUUUGCAAAUGUUUCUACAAUGGAACCUAUCGUGUUGCAGUCUGUCCCUCAUGAUCGUUACAACAAGACAUGUUAUAUAUGUGAUGAGCAAGGCAGAGAAAGUAAAGCAGCCACUGGUGCUUGCAUGACUUGUAACAAGCAUGGAUGUCGCCAAGCUUUCCAUGUAACAUGUGCACAGUUUGCGGGACUUCUUUGUGAAGAAGAAGGUAAUGGUGCAGAUAAUGUCCAGUAUUGUGGUUACUGUAAAUACCAUUUCAGUAAGCUGAAAAAGAGCAAACGGGGAUCUAAUAGGUCAUAUGAUCAAAGUUUAAGUGAUUCUUCCUCUCACUCUCAGGAUAAGCACCAUGAGAAGGAGAAAAAAAAAUAUAAAGAAAAGGAUAAGCAUAAACAAAAACACAAGAAGCAAUCAGAUUCCUCGCCAUCUCUGGUUCCUUCUCUCACUGUAACUACAGAGAAAACUUACACAAGCACUACCAACAACUCUAUGACAGGCUCAUUGAAGAGGCUGGAAGAUACCACAGCUCGCUUUACAAAUGCAAAUUUCCAGGAAGUGUCUGCACAUGCUUCAAGUAGUAAAGAUGCUGCAGAGGCCAGAGGUUCAGAGAGCAAAGGGAAGAAGUCAGUGGGUCAUAAUUCGGGUCAAAGGGGAAGAAAGCCUGGUGCUGGAAGGACUCCUGGAGCUACAGUGUCAGCAGCUUGUACUUUUCAACAAGGAAGUUUUUUGGGAACUCCCAGUAGUAUAAAGUCAUCUUCUGGAAGUUCAGUUCAAUCUCCGCAGGACUUUUUGAGUUUUACAGACUCAGAUCUCCGUAAUGACAGCUAUACUCAUUCCCAGCCGACAUUGUCAACCAAAGAUGUACAUAAAGGAGAGACUGGAAGCCAGGAAGGGGGUGUAAAUUGUUUUACUUCCUUAAUUGGUCUUCCUUCAACUUCAGCUGUUGCCUCCCAGCCUAAUAUUUUUGACAGCUCACCUGGAGAGUUGGGUAAUUCAAGUCUUACAUCAACAGGAUACAAGCGUGUUCAAUCCUCUAGGACAGAAGAUGAAACUGUAAAGGAAAAGAAACGGAAAGGAAAUAAGCAGUGUAAACAUGGGCCUGGUAGGCCAAAAGGAAAUAAAAGUCAGGAGAAUAUUUCCCACCUAUCAGUUUGUUCUGCCUCCCCAACGUCAUCUGUGGCAUCUGCUGCAGGAAGCAUAACAAGCCCUAAUUUGCAGAAAUCUCCAACAUUGCUUAGGAAUGGAAGUCUACAAAGUCUCAGUGUUGGUUCCUCUCCUGUUGGUUCAGGCAUUUAUAGCAGUAAUGAUGUAGCAGUGUCAUUUCCAAAUGCAGUGUCUGGCUCAGGAUCUAGCACUCCUGUUUCCAGUUCACAUUUACCUCAGCAAUCUUCUGGUCACAUGCAGCAAGUGGGAACUUUGUCUCCAUCUUCUACACCUUCCGUAACUACAGCUGUUGCUACAUCUCAGGCAAAUACCCUACCUGGAUCUUCCCAUAGCCUGCCUCCAUCUCAUAUGUAUGGCAAUAGGCUGAACCCCACCUCAACAAUGGGCGCACUUACAUCUCAGUCUGAAAACAGUCAAACAGAUCAAGAUCUUGGAGACAAUAGCCGGAGCCUUGUUGGUAGGGGAGGUUCACCCAGAGGAAGCCUUUCACCACGACCGAGGAAUGAAAGAAUUAGAAUAAAGGACAGAAUAAAGAGAAAUUAUUCUUCUUGCUUAAGGUCUCCUGUAAGUAGUUUACAGAUUCGUUAUGAUCAGCCAGGGAAUAGCAGUGUGGAGCAUUUGCCCCCAGUCCCAAUUACUAUAGAACAACUUCUGGAGAGGCAAUGGAGUGAAGGGCAACAGUUCUUGCUAGAACAAGGCACCCCUAGUGACAUUCUAGGCAUGCUGAAGUCAUUGCACCAGCUUCAAGUUGAAAAUCGCCGCUUAGAAGAACAGAUUAAAAACCUGACUGCUAAAAAGGAACGCCUCCAGCUACUAAAUGCCCAGCUUUCGGUUCCUUUCCCAACAAUAACCUCCAAUCCAAGUCCUUCACAUCAAAUACAUACAUUUUCAGCUCAGGCUGCUGCUAGCACUGAUUCUUUGAACAGCAGCAAGAGCCCUCAUCUGGGAAGCACCUUUCUACCUGACAAUUCCCUUCCUGUAUUAAAUCAGGAGAUAAACUCCAGUGGACAAAGCACCAGUAGUUCUUCUGCUCUUUCCACUCCCCCACCUGCUGGGCAAAGUCCAGCUCAGCAAGGCACCGGAGUCGCAGGAGUUCAACAGGUCAAUGGUGUGACAGUGGGGGCACUUGCCAGUGGAAUGCAGACUGUAACAUCUUCCAUUCCUGCCAUUGGUGGAAUAAUUGGAGCUCUGCCAGGUAACCAGCUGGCAAUCAAUGGAAUUGUUGGGGCUUUAAAUGGGGUAAUUCAGACUCCUGCCACGAUAUCGCAGAAUCCUCCUUCUCUCACUCACACAACUGUGCCACCAAAUGCAGCACAUCCUCUGCCAACUACUUUGAGUAACAGUGCCUCUGGACUUGGGUUUCUUCCGGACCAACAGAGACAACUUCUGCUACAUCAACAGCACCAGCAGUUUCAGCAGUUACUAAAUACUCAGCAAUUCACAUCAGAACAGCAUCAGGCUCUUCUGUAUCAACUAGUUCAGCAGCAACACCACCAACCUGAAGUACAGCAACUGCAGCUUUCCGGAGCAACACAGAUUCCCAUCAAUAACUUGUUGGCAGGCAAUCAGGCAUCUCCACUUCAUACAACUACAGCUAACCCAUUCCUUACCAUUCAUGGGGAUAAUGCAGCUCAGAAAGUAAGUAGACUCAAUGAUAAAAGUGGACCAGUUGCACCGGAAAAGAAUUGACAUUUAGGAAAAUAAAAAUUGAAAAUUAUGUACCCUGCUGUGAUAGCACUUCAUCAGGUUGCAAGUUGCCGUCUCUCUGCAGAUAUGACUAGAUGCAACAAGGAGCUAACUGCACACUGGAAAAGUAAAUCUACCUGAAGACAUUUAUUGUAAGGCUUACCUUGUUGCUUUUUGUUGCACUGAAACUUGACUUUUUUGUCAGAUGUCUUGGACCCUUUAAAGUAUUUUGCAAAUCAGAGUUGUUGCAUGUGAGAGUUGUCAGUUCUGACCAUUCAUUUGAAUUUUGCUGCUGAACUAGUAGCCUUUUAACAUACCAGAGUGCUAAUGAACAGACUGCCCCUACCUGUCUCAGUUCCAUUACUUAUUUGAAGAAAGCAAGCCAAAUUGCAAUAUCUGCCAAUGACAAGUUGUUGCUGUUUAGUUAAACGCCAGUGUUUUCAAAGUAUGUUUUUUUCCCAAUAAAGGACCAGGUUUUAAGCUUUUUCCUUUUUUCUUAACUUUAAUGGAUGCUUUGCUAGAGCAAGAACACUCAAGUAAUGACAAAUGGUGGCUUACGCUCAAUUAGAUUUUUUAAGGUUGCUGGAGAAAACAGAUCAGUUCAAAGAUGAAAACUCUUACCAGACAAGAAAGCAACUCAUGUUCUGGUAAUAUUUGAAUUAACCCAAGUGCCUGUUGCUUACCUCUGUUGGAUUGGAAUGGCUUUAUACAGCUGGGCAUGCACUAAACACAUCUUUGUAAAAGCUGUGAGUGUGUUCAACCUUGCACCAGCAGCCUUCCCCAUUGAUCUGCCUUUAUUAGAAGUGUUUGUCACUGUAGAUAGCUCAGGCAAAUAGUUACCUGGGUUGCUUUCCACUAAUAAAUUACCAAAAAAAAAGAACUGGGUAGAGAUUUCACAUUUCUAAGGAAAUGUUGUAAACGGGUGAGAAAAAGUAUUUGAAUAUUUUCACUUUGGAUAGUUGAUUUUCAUGGUAUGACUAUGCAGUAUAGCUGAAGAUGGACUGAAGUUGUUUAAUGGCCGCUAAUCUGAAUUUGUGUGAAUUAUUAGUGGAAAAUACUCAAGUAUACUUAGACCUUCACUGUGUACUUAAUUGGAUGAACCUAUUGUUUCUGCAAUAUAGUUUGGUUAAACAUUGCACAGUUCUUACCUCAUUUCUGUAAAUAAGGUUUUGUGGCUGUUUUUGUAUUGUGGAAAAUUCAUAAGGUGGGUAUUUUGAUUUGUAAUAUUUCUAAUUGGUAGAUUUAAUUGAAAAGUAAAUAAUUUAUUUUUAUAUGUUCAUGGGAAUUUUUAAAAAGUCACAAAUCACUUUUGUAGAUAAUUUACUAAAGUAAAUCAGUGUGGUUUAAUUUACUUAAACCACUCUUAAUAUUCUGUAACAAUUUGUACAAAUUGUUGCUGUUUUGCCUAG